Gryllus bimaculatus (two-spotted cricket) is the source of this 945-nucleotide messenger RNA. NCBI's taxonomy places the organism in Eukaryota, Metazoa, Arthropoda, Insecta, Orthoptera, Gryllidae. The record is from the annotation of a GenBank genome assembly.
CUGAACAUAUACUGUGAUUCUUGGAUAACAAAUUUAUCGGCGUUGCCGGAAAACUGUUGUCAAAAUGUAUCCGCCAUUCCCGCCGCGCGGCACCGCAAAGGCUCUGUAUUGGCAGUGUUAUCGCGCGUGUCCGGCGGAUGUGCCCCGCGGAGGAAAAGAACCGCAGUCGACAGACUGCCCCCUGAGUGUGCGCAUAACCUCGUGCUUCUUGCUGUGAUCGUCGGUUUGAACAUUAUUCAGAAAGAUACUGAGCUCAGUGUGCGUCGGCGACAGCGGCGGCGGCGGUGGUGGCGGCAAUGGCGGCGGCGGCGGCGGCGGCGGCUAGCGACCGUGGCCAGAGGCGGGGAGGGGGUGGCGGCGCCCACAAAACCGCGCGGCGGCCGCGGAGAAAGCCAGUCUAGCUGCCGACGUCGACAUCGCCUCGCCGCUGUCGUCGCCGUCUGCUUCGUCGCCGCCAUGACUUGGGACAGGAUGGCGCCCGGCGCGCCGCUGCGGCUGGUGCCGCUGAUGGUGCUGGUGGUGCUGGGGCUGGUGUCGGCGCUGGACCCCGCGCUGGAGGAGGCGGCGGCACGCGACCCGGACCCCGAAGCGGCCGCGCGCGAAUAUCUGCGGGAGCUGGACCACGACACGGGCGUUCACCUGAACCGCGCCUCGCUGGCCGAGUGGGCCUACGCCUCCAACCUCACCGAGCACAACCUCAAGCGCAAGCUGGAGGUGUCGGCGGAAGUGGCGGCCUUCCAGAAGGAGGCGUGGCACCGCACCGUGCACUUCCCGUGGCAGACGUUCCGCGACCCCGACCUGCGCCGCCAGUUCCGCAAGUACUCCGUGCUGGGCUCCGCCGCGCUGCCGCCCGAGAAGUUCGAGAAGGUGCGUGCUACGCCACUUGCCAAACUACAACCCGGAACGGAUAUCCAGAUGCCCCAUAUCCCUGAUGAAAUUUGCUGA